AUGGCUCAACAGCAAUCUUUUGAUUACUAUCAAGUACCUCCGAUGCCUCAGUCAAUGAGUCCGCCCGAGCUCUCCCCGCUCUCUUUCUACGACACACAGGCCGACUUCAGCGCCGACUCGGCGCCAUCUCGCGGCUCCCCCGUGUCCCCCGUCUUCCCGGCCGCCUCCUUCCAACUUCCCUCGGGCAACGACUGGCCUGCAUACUUUGAGAAGCCCGCCCUGUCCCCGGACCUCGAUGUGUUCUACGGCGAGGCUUUUGGCAGCCCCAUGUCCUUCCUGUCGUCCCAGAACAUCGCCCUCAGUCCCACAGCCAACCCGGCCGAUCUCAUGUCCGACGCCGUCGCCUUUGGUCGUGAGGGCAUCAACGACACCCAGCCGCUCUUCCAGUCCGUAGAUGUGUCCGCCCGCGCGCAACCACAGACCCAACACCAAUCUCAACAGCAGCAGACAAAACCCUCGCAUCCCGCGAUGACAACAUCCGCCCCCGUCUACCGCCCUCAACCCCAGCAACGAUCCUCUUCAAGAACAUCACCUCGCAAUGACCUCAAGCGCAAGUCCUCGGCUUCCUCGGCUUCCUCCCGCUCCGCCUCCCCCGAGCCCCCCGCCCGCCGCACAAAACACUCGGAGCCCUCCAAGAACCCGCAUAACAUGAUCGAGAAGCGCUACCGCGUCAACAUCAACGAGAAGAUUGUCGCCCUCCGCGACGCCGUCCCCUCGCUGCGCUGCGUCGUCCAGCAGACGGAGAACCCGCAAGCUGCAGCUGCCGCGGCCGAGAGUGAUGAGCCCUUUGACGUCGUCGAGGAGCUCGGCGGCCUCAUGCCCGCCCGCAAGCUCAACAAGGCCACCAUCCUCAGCAAGGCUACCGAGUACAUCACACAUCUCGAGAAAAAGAACGACCAGCUGCAGAAGGAGAACCAGGACCUCCAGAAGAGGCUCGCCGAGGCCCAGCGCUGGCAGAGAACCCAGGCUGACGCCGGGUCCUUUUGGUCUUGA
Messenger RNA from Colletotrichum destructivum, 993 nucleotides. RefSeq names its product Putative myc-type, basic helix-loop-helix (bHLH) domain-containing protein. Lineage: Eukaryota; Fungi; Ascomycota; Sordariomycetes; Glomerellales; Glomerellaceae. The record is from RefSeq and is a predicted model, not a curated record. Gene Ontology annotation, molecular function: protein dimerization activity. The transcript has 2 exons. Bases 1 to 993 code for a protein of 330 amino acids.